Chenopodium quinoa (quinoa) is the source of this 1392-nucleotide messenger RNA. RefSeq lists its product as uncharacterized. Gene Ontology annotation, molecular function: nucleic acid binding. Gene Ontology annotation, biological process: DNA integration. The record is from RefSeq and is a predicted model, not a curated record. The transcript has 3 exons. The coding region runs from base 1 to 1392 and encodes 463 amino acids. Lineage: Eukaryota; Viridiplantae; Streptophyta; Magnoliopsida; Caryophyllales; Amaranthaceae.
AUGGUAGAAGAAGGUAUAGUGCUUGGGCACAAGAUUUCAAAUAAAGGCAUUGAGGUGGAUAAGGCAAAAAUAGAAGUUAUUGAGAAACUUCCACCUCCGGUGAAUGUCAAGGGUGUGAGAUCGUUCCUUGGUCAUGCGGGUUUCUAUAGAAGAUUCAUCAAGGAUUUUUCACUUAUUUCUAAGCCCCUAAAUGACCUUCUUCAAAAGGAUGUUCAGUUCAUUUUUGAUGACAAAUGCUUGAAGGCAUUUGAUAAAUUGAAGAAGGCCCUUAUCUCCACUCAUAUUGUUCAAGCCCCAAGGUGGGAUCUUCCUUUUGAAUUGAUGUGUGAUGCAAGUGAUUGGGCUAUUGGAGGUGUUUUGGGAAAACGUGUAGAAAAGAAGCUUCAUGUGAUCUAUUAUAUGUCCAAGACACUCAAUGGGGCUCAAAAGAACUACACAACAAUUGAAAAAGAAUUUUUAGCAAUUGUGCACUCUUUUGAGAAAUUCUGUUGUUACUUGUUGAAUUCCAGGACCAUAGUCUUCACGGACCACGCGGCCCUCAAGUAUCUCUUUGCCAAGAAAGAGUCCAAGCCUAGGUUGAUUCGAUGGGUGCUUGAAUUGCAAACUUUUGAGAUUGAGAUUAGGGAUAAGAAGGGUGCGGAGAAUGUUGUGGCGGACCAUCUUUCUCGCCUUGAGGGUGAUCACAUUCAUGAUGAUGGUUCACCAAUUGAGGAUAGAAUGCUUGAUGACUUCUUAUAUGCCAUAGAGGUGAAGGAACUCCCAUGGUUUGGCGUGCCUAAGGCUGUGAUAAGCGAUAACGGAUCUCAUUUUGUUCACAAUGCUUUCCAAAAGAUGUUGAGGAAACAUGGAGUGCAUCAACGAUUCGGCCUUCCAUAUCAUCCUCAAUUGAGUGGCCAAGUCGAGGUCUCCAAUCGUCAAAUAAAGCUCAUUCUUGAGAAGACGGUUGCAAGGAAUAGAAAGGAUUGGUCGAACAAGUUAGAUGAUGCUCUUUGGGCUUAUAGAAUGGCUUUUAAGACGCCUAUAGGUACCACUCCAUAUCGCCUUAUCUAUGGCAAAUCGUGUCAUCUCCCGGUAGAGCUUGAACAUCGUGCCUUAUGGGCUAUCAAGAAGAUAAAUUUUAACUUAGCUAGUGCGGGGGAGAAGAGGUGGUUGGAUCUUCAUGAGCUAGAGGAACUUCGACUUGAUGCUUACGAUUGUGCUAGCUCCUACAGGGCUCGCUCCAAAGAGGUUCAUGACAAGUUGAUUGAGAAAAAGGAGUUUUGUGUCAAGCAUUAUCAUCGCUUGUUGAAAAACAAAGGGGUUAGAAGAAAAGUUAAGAGUGCUGGGGAGAGGGCUCCCCGAGGGCAAGGAGAGACCUCGGGGGAAAUUUCUCUUCUUGAGGCAAAUUUAUAA